Globicephala melas (long-finned pilot whale) is the source of this 5523-nucleotide messenger RNA. It is a transcript of the gene DSTYK, whose product is annotated as dual serine/threonine and tyrosine protein kinase. Lineage: Eukaryota; Metazoa; Chordata; Mammalia; Artiodactyla; Delphinidae. Gene Ontology annotation, biological process: positive regulation of fibroblast growth factor receptor signaling pathway; cellular response to fibroblast growth factor stimulus; negative regulation of apoptotic process. Gene Ontology annotation, molecular function: ATP binding; protein kinase activity. The record is from RefSeq and is a predicted model, not a curated record. Gene Ontology annotation, cellular component: cytoplasm.
GGUUCCGUUCGCAGCGCACUGCGGUUUGGUUUGUUUUCAACGGCGGUGACGGAGGUUGGGAACCCGGCCGACUGCAGGCGGGGGCGUCAGGAGGCGGAUUCCUCCUGCCCUAAGCACUGGGGGGCGGGAGGAGGGGAGCCGGACCAGAGGGCCGGGCACCAAGCCGCGAAGGCAGAGCAGGCUGAGGCGAUGGAGGGCGACGGGGUGCCGUGGGGGAGCGAGCCGGACUCGGGUCCCGGCCCGGGAGGCGGCGGAAUGAUCCGCGAGCUGUGCCGGGGCUUUGGCCGCUACCGCCGCUACCUGGGACGGCUGAGGCAGAACCUGCGCGAAACGCAGAAGUUCUUCCGCGACAUCAAGGGCUCCCACAACCACAGCUGUCCCUCCUCCCCCACGGAAGGCGGCGGGGCUGAGCGCGGCCCUGCCGGCGAUGUCGCCGAGAUCGGGCUGCAGGCGGGCCAGCUGAGCUGCAUUUCCUUCCCGCCUAAGGAAGAGAAGCACCUCCAGCAGAUUGUGGACUGCCUCCCCUGCAUCUUGAUCCUCGGCCAGGACUGUAGUGUCAAGUGCCAGCUGUUGAACCUGCUCUUGGGGGUGCAGGUGCUUCCCACCACCAAGCUGGGCAGUGAGGAGAACUGUAAGCUUCGGCGCCUCCGCUUCACCUAUGGGACUCAGACUCGGGUCAGCCUGGCACUCCCUGGCCAGUAUGAACUAGUGCACACGCUGGUUGCUCACCAGGGCAACUGGGACACCAUCCCUGAGGAGGACCUGGAGGUCCAAGAGGACAGUGAGGAUGCUGCCCAUGUUUUAGCCGAACUGGAGGUGACGAUGCACCAUGCUCUCUUACAGGAAGUGGACAUUGUGGUAGCACCGUGCCAAGGCCUCCGGCCCACAGUGGAUGUUCUGGGUGACUUGGUGAAUGAUUUCUUGCCUGUGAUAACCUAUGCACUCCACAAAGAUGAACUCUCUGAAAGGGAUGAGCAAGAGCUUCAGGAAAUCCGAAAGUAUUUCUCCUUUCCCGUAUUCUUUUUCAAAGUGCCGAAGCUGGGCUCGGAGAUAAUCAGCUCCUCCACCAGAAGAAUGGAGAAUGAAAGAUCACCACUCCAUCGCCAGCUAACUGACCUGGGCUAUCUGAGCAGCAGUCACUGUAACUGUGGGAACCCCAGCCAGGACACCAAAGCUCAGAGCGUGUUGGUGGAGCAAAGUGAGAAGCUGAGACACUUGAACACAUUUUCUCACCAGGUGCUACAGACUCACCUGGUGGACGCAGCCAAGGCCCUGAACCUGGUGCACUGCCGCUGCCUCGACAUCUUUAUUAACCAGGCCUUUGACAUGCAGCGGGACCUGCAGAUUACUCCCAAACGUCUAGAAUAUACACGAAAAAAGGAGAAUGAGUUGUACGAAUCACUGAUGAAUAUUGCCAACCGAAAGCAGGAGGAAAUGAAGGACGUGAUCGUUGAGACGCUUAACACCAUGAAGGAGGAGCUUCUGGAUGAUGCUGCCAACAUGGAGUUUAAAGAUGUCAUUGUCCCUGAGAAUGGAGAACCAGUGGGCACCAGAGAGAUCAAAUGCUGCAUCCGACAGAUCCAGGAACUCAUCAUCUCCCGGCUUAAUCAAGCAGUGGCUAACAAGCUGAUCAGCUCUGUGGAUUACCUACGUGAGAGCUUCGUCGGAACGCUGGAACGGUGUCUGCAGAGCCUGGAGAAGUCUCAGGAUGUCUCGGUUCACAUCACCAGUAAUUAUCUCAAACAGAUCUUAAAUGCUGCCUAUCAUGUUGAAGUCACAUUUCACUCAGGGUCCUCAGUUACAAGGAUGCUGUGGGAGCAAAUCAAACAGAUCAUCCAGCGCAUCACAUGGGUGAGCCCACCUGCCAUCACACUAGAGUGGAAGAGAAAGGUGGCCCAGGAAGCCAUCGAGAGCCUCAGCGCCUCCAAGCUGGCCAAGAGCAUUUGCAGCCAAUUCCGGACUCGGCUCAACAGUUCUCAUGAGGCCUUUGCAGCCUCCUUGCGGCAGCUGGAAGCUGGCCACUCAGGCCGGUUGGAGAAAACUGAAGAUCUAUGGCUGAAGGUUCGGAAAGACCAUGCUCCCCGCCUGGCCCGCCUUUCGCUGGAAAGCCGUUCUUUACAGGAUGUCUUGCUGCAUCGUAAACCUAAACUGGGACAGGAGCUGGGCCGGGGCCAGUAUGGUGUGGUGUACCUGUGUGACAACUGGGGGGGACACUUCCCUUGUGCCCUCAAGUCAGUUGUCCCUCCAGAUGAGAAGCACUGGAAUGACCUAGCUUUGGAGUUCCACUACAUGAGGUCUCUGCCGAAGCAUGAGCGAUUGGUGGAUCUGCACGGCUCCGUCAUCGACUACAACUAUGGUGGUGGUUCCAGCAUCGCUGUGCUGCUCAUUAUGGAGCGGCUGCACCGGGACCUCUACAGUGGGCUGAAGGCUGGGCUGACCCUGGAGACCCGUUUGCAGAUAGCCCUAGAUGUGGUGGAAGGAAUCCGCUUCCUGCACAGCCAGGGACUUGUCCACCGUGAUAUCAAACUGAAGAAUGUGCUGUUGGACAAGCAGAACCGUGCCAAGAUCACUGACUUAGGAUUCUGCAAGCCAGAGGCCAUGAUGUCAGGCAGCAUUGUGGGGACACCAAUUCAUAUGGCCCCUGAACUUUUCACAGGGAAGUAUGAUAAUUCUGUGGAUGUCUACGCUUUUGGCAUUCUUUUCUGGUAUAUCUGCUCAGGCUCUGUCAAGCUCCCUGAGGCAUUUGAGAGGUGUGCCAGCAAAGACCAUCUCUGGAACAAUGUGCGGAGAGGGGCCCGUCCAGAACGCCUCCCUGUGUUUGACGAGGAGUGCUGGCAGCUGAUGGAAGCCUGCUGGGAUGGUGACCCCUCGCAGAGACCUCUCUUGGGCAUUGUCCAGCCCAUGCUCCAGGGCAUCAUGGACCGGCUAUGCAAGUCACAUUCUGAGAGGCCAAACAGAGGACUCGAUGAUUCUACUUGAAAGCAGAGACCUUUCUCUUUCGCUCUUUCUUUCUUUCCUUCCCCUCACCUUUUGGCUAUGGGAAGAAUUUGACAUUCAUUACAGAGAGCUCCCAAGGGGACUGAUGCUUGCGGGGCAACUUGAGACCUUUCCAGGCAGAGAUGACUCCUGGAUAGGGAAGAGUUGGAUGGCUUUGAGCAUAUCCAGCAGUUCACUGAUGCCCAAGCUGUUUCUUUAGCCAAAAAGUCAGUAUAAAUCUCUUCUGUAUGAAAUUUCAAGAAAAGUCUUACCUAGUUCCCUUUUCCAGACUGUCUUUUAACUCCAGCCAUAAUCGGGACUCUGUGCUCCCAUAGUGGAGCCCACAUUCCUAACAUUCUUUGGAAGUCUUAGUUCAUAGCUCCGUUUACACAUGGGAGGUUAGGUUUUUCUCCACCCAGAGUCCCUUUUCAGUUUAUCCCCCGUGGCUUAGUCUGCUCUCAGAUACCAGUUUUCUAGCAGAUUGCGCACAUAUUUUGCCUGAGUAGGGAGAAGCAAGGGAGGGGCUAACGCUUAGUAAGGAGAUGAGUGGUUGCAGUUCAUUUUUUAAAAAGUAUUCUGAGAAAAGGUGCAGGUCAGCCAGAGUCCAUAUGUAGAUAUUUGGAAGUGUUAUUUAAACGCUCAGCAGGCUGAGUACAGGAAUACAUAUGUAUAACACGUGUGUAUACUUUGCUUUUGUUGAAUAACAGUGUCUGCUAAUUUGGGGUUCUUCUGUUGCUUGGCAUCCAUUAUUUAGGUGAUGCAAUGCCAUGAAAUGUACUGUAUUGUAUAUUAACUUGGGAAGACACUAGAUAUUCAAAGAGGCCUGGCAGCACUUGGGCUGUAGAGGGCUCAACAAGGCCAAAGUCCUGAAGACUUUACCUCCUAGCUUUGGUUGUCUGUGCUCCCACGUGGUGAGGUGAGAUUGUGGCAGGGGGAGGAAGAAGGAUGGGAUGAAAGAGUUACCCUCACUGUGUUCCAUCCUUCUUACCAACUUAAUUAGGGCAAUUUACCCCAGCCUGAAAAUGAUUACCUGGCCAUUUUUAAUGUGCUUGAGGUCUGGUCGCUUCUGUUGCUUCAGAAUUGAGUGACGGACCUUCCUGCAGAGCAAUCAGAAGACGCGGUGGAGCCUGGGGCUCCAGAGUAGCUGCCUUAGUGCCUAGGGAGCCAGCGGCAAGGUCAGUCUGGGGGCGUUGCGGAAUGCACGUCGGGGUGAGGUUUCCACAGGCAUGCCCUAGUUCCCUGGAUCCUCUGCAGAGAGUGGCUCAUUGAUUGAGCAAAAGCCUUUCACUUCUCUGGGAAGGAGGACUGUGCUGGUUCUUCCCAGACCAAAGAAGUCAUUUGUGACUCCAUCAGUUUCAAGGGGACAGAGCCUAGGCAGCAGCUUCUCCUAAUUUUUAACACUAAAAUUCAAGGAAAGAGUGAAGGGAGGGAUAUAUUACUACCACGGAUAGAAACAGGGGACUGGUAGAACUCUCAAGCAGUACCUGUCAGCUCUCCAAUGCGUUUUUUUUGCAUUUUCACUUGAGCUGCCAAAGAGGUGUUGACAAAGCUUUUUCCUGAUCAGCAAAGUGGUUUGGGGUAGCGGGGCUGCAAAAUGAUAACUGCACUGAAUGACACUUUAUUUUUUGGCUUAUUAUUUAGCACUGAGAAGCCAAAAGGGAUUGGUGAUUAUAACAGCACUUUGGGGAACAGACUCCCUCUGGCCUUGCUUUGGAGAGACGGCAUGCGUGGUAUUCCAUCUGACCAAUCAGGGAACCUCCUAAGUUCAUACUGCAUCAGAGUGGAAUAAAUGGCCCUCGAAGAGUCCAUUGCCGAAAGAGUAGUUGCUUUCUUUGAGUUUUCAAAGCUUGAUUUUUGGAUUUGCUGGAUCAAAUAACCCACUUUUUCUUUAAAAGAAAAAAAAAGAGGGUUUAUCCAUCUAAAUGUGGGGGUGGGGUGGGUUAGGGCUAGUGUGAUGUUUAAGUGGGUUAGGAGGGAGUCAACUUGAGAAACCUGUAUGGCAAACUCCCUUGGGGGGUUUUAAGUACACUACUGUUCUGAAAAGGGUUUUAUUUUUAACUUUAUCUGCUUUGUUAACUAACAUCCAGUCCACAGAGCUGACUGAAGAGACUGUGUGUGAACACCUGACACUGGGGGGACACCUUACUCAGAGGGUUGGAAAGGAAAUUGGCCUGGACAGCUUGUUGUCUUUUGUCUUUAUGUAAUGUUUUUGUUUGUUUCAAAGGACUAAUGUUUAUUAUUACAGUGUUAAAUAAAAAGUGUAAUAUACUAAGUGUGUAGAAUAAAAGUGCAAUAACAAGAGAAAAUUACUUUGGCACAAACUUCAGUUCUUACACGCUCUCCCUCCUUGUGCUACCUGUCUCUUUCCAUGAUAUUGUUACAGCGGGACAGUGUUAACUGUGUAUAUUUUUAAGAGAUGCAACUAUGGGUUAAGUCUUCAUUUAGUGUAAUUUUGAAUGGCUGGGUUUGGUUUUAUAGAGUAUUGUGUAUACUUCUGGGGUGCACAAACACCAGAUGUGCUGUAUAAUAAAGAUCACAUUAACGUUU